CUGCAGUCCGUCUCUUUCUAACUCUCUAGCCACCUUGAAUACCAAGAGGAAUAAAAAGUGCUGGAAAAAGCAACAAAUCAGCGAGUUUUUCCGCGACACUGAAAGUGCACAUUCCCAAUUAAAGCCAAUGAGUUGUGGAGUCCGCGUAAAAUCAUGGUGAGAAGUAGAAUCUUCGGAAACGAUAAGAUAUAAUUGCGUCAACGUAUUCGUAAUUCGUAGUGUUUUAAUUGAAAGUUUGACCCAGAGAUUGUGAAAUUUCUAGCACGUGAAAAUGCUUGUAAAAGAAAUUCUUCCGCUUUUCGUGUCCGGGAAGGUGAUUCGUGGCUUUCGCAGAGGAACUGAGAUGGGCUUCCCGACAGCAAAUUUUCCUGUUGAAGUUGUAAGGUCACUGCCCAGUGAUUUUGCCACGGGAAUCUACUGUGGAUGGGCUCAAGUGGACACUGGAGAUGUCCAUAAAAUGGUCAUGAGUGUAGGAUGGAAUCCCUUCUUUGACAACAAAGAGAAAUCAAUGGAAACACAUAUUCUGCAUCAGUUUCCGGAAGAUUUCUAUGAUCAGACCUUGAAGGUCUGUGUAGUGCACUACCUCAGGCCAGAAACAAAUUUUACAACACUGGAAAACCUCAAGAAAGCCAUCAAUAAGGACGUUGAGGAUGCCAAGGAAUUGCUCAAUAGGCCGGAAUUUUUGAAAUUCCAGAGUGAUCCCUUUUUCAGCAGCACAACAAUCAAUGGGCAUCUAUAGGACGUCACACAGACUAGCUCCAAUAAUUCCCAGGAGAACAAAAUCUCUCUAAUUUCUAGGAUUUAGCCGAAUUGCGUGAAUGUUGCCUUUAAAUCUGUGAAAAUUGCAUGUACUUAGAGUGACCAAUAUACAAAUUCACAUCAGGAAUAAGAGUUCAGUGAA
Phlebotomus papatasi is the source of this 901-nucleotide messenger RNA. RefSeq names its product putative riboflavin kinase (gene Rfk). The coding region runs from base 272 to 739 and encodes 155 amino acids. Gene Ontology annotation, biological process: FMN biosynthetic process; riboflavin biosynthetic process. Gene Ontology annotation, molecular function: riboflavin kinase activity. Lineage: Eukaryota; Metazoa; Arthropoda; Insecta; Diptera; Psychodidae. The transcript is spliced from 3 exons. The record is from RefSeq and is a predicted model, not a curated record. Gene Ontology annotation, cellular component: mitochondrion.